UUUUAAGAAAAAACAUUUACAGGAACGGUAAUUUACCAAGUACGAGCAGCUUUUUCUUAAAGACAAAUUUUUGUAGUACAUACACCAUUCAAAAAUACUAUGGCUUCCAAAAUAACUUCAGCCAUCAUAAAUCCUACUUUGACACAUAAGGCGACCGUCAUUUUUCUUCACGGCCUUGGCGAUUCGGGUCAUGGAUGGUCAUUUAUGGCAGAGCAAUUCAAAUCUAUGGGUCAUGUAAAAUGGAUAUUCCCUAACGCACCAAUCGCUCCUGUUACCGCGAACAAUAACUUUAAGAUGCCUUCUUGGUUUGACAUAUAUUCUUUUAAUAAUUUGAACAAGCAAGAUGAGGAAGGAAUCCUUAAUUGCGUCAAUAUUAUUCACCAUUUGAUAGACGCUGAAAUAGCUGCAGGUAUUUCCAGCGACAAAAUAUUGAUCGGUGGUUUCUCUCAAGGUUGUAUGGCUUCGCUCUUUGCAGGAUUAACAUAUCCUAAACGCUUGGCUGGUAUCAUGGGACAUUCUGGUUUCCUUCCACUUGAACACAAAUUUCCAGAGUCCCUUUCCAGUUUUGCUAGAAGCAUUCCUAUCUUUCUUGCCUAUAUGAAUAAUGAUCCCAUCAUUCCUCGUGCUCUUGCUAGUGCUUCCGCCGAAUAUAUGAAGCAAAAGCUACUCUUGAAGUGUAUGGACAAACUUUACGACGGAGAUAUGCAUUCCCCUACCCCAGAGUCGUUCCUUGACAUGUAUAAAUUUGCUGUUUCUACCAUUGGAACUGCUUAGUUCUCUGCUUACAUAGACCUUGUUGUAAUAUCUAGAUUUUCCAUUUUUAUUCCGUUCAAGUACACACUCAGUAAAAGCGA
Messenger RNA from Schizosaccharomyces octosporus yFS286, 854 nucleotides. RefSeq names its product phospholipase. NCBI's taxonomy places the organism in Eukaryota, Fungi, Ascomycota, Schizosaccharomycetes, Schizosaccharomycetales, Schizosaccharomycetaceae. Gene Ontology annotation, cellular component: cytoplasm. The coding region runs from base 100 to 774 and encodes 224 amino acids. The record is from RefSeq and is a predicted model, not a curated record. Gene Ontology annotation, molecular function: carboxylic ester hydrolase activity; palmitoyl-(protein) hydrolase activity. The transcript is spliced from 5 exons. Gene Ontology annotation, biological process: protein depalmitoylation.